This is a messenger RNA of Brugia pahangi, 1605 nucleotides long. NCBI's taxonomy places the organism in Eukaryota, Metazoa, Nematoda, Chromadorea, Rhabditida, Onchocercidae. The record is from the annotation of a GenBank genome assembly.
AUGUCAUCUGAGGCGUCCUGUUCAGGCUUUGAACCUCAAAUAUAUCUACGUGAACGCUGCAAGAACUGUUUCAGUUUACGUUCAAAGCAUGACGUGAAAAAUGACACCGAAAGGACGGCCAUUAUCAGUAAUAACACUGAUAACAAUUCUACCAAUCAGAAACAACAACAAGAAUCUCUUGUUACUUUAAAUACAACAAAAGAACGAAGUCGAGAAAAGCGACGUUCCUGGCGUGAUAAAACAACAACUGUACCGGAUAACGGUGCUCCGGAACAUGUUACUGAAGGUACUGAAGACGAUACAACAUCAUAUACAUCAUAUAAAUCAGCUAAUUCAAAGGAUAUUUCAACUGAAAAAUCACCUGAAAGUAUAUCAGAUACAAAAAGUAUGAUUACAGCAAUUUCUGAAAGUAUUCAAGAUGAUGAUCGAGCAAUUACACCUGUGGAAAAUGAUAUGAAUUUUGAUACAACAAUGAUGAAAGCAGAAAUAGCACAUCUGAGAGAAGAAGUAAUUAAAUUAAAAGAAGAACGACAAAAAUGGACAAUACGAAAAGAAAAAUGUCAAAACUCAAAUGAUGAAUCGCUGGUUGAAAUGCUGGAAGAGAGAUUAGCGGAAGCAGAAAAUUGCAUUCAAGAUUAUCGUGAUGAAAAUACCGUACUAAAAUGUGAACUUCGAGAAUUACAAGAAUGUGAAAGCUCAAAUGAUAAUCGUAAUGAAAUGAACGUAAAAUUGGCGGAAAAAUUGAAAGCUUCGGAAUCAUUAUGUGAUGAAUUAAUGGAAGAGAAUGAAUCAUUAAAAGCUGAUAUUAAGGAUUUGCAGCAAGAAAUUGAAGAAAUGCAAGAUCAAUAUCGCGAGGAGGAAAUUGAAGAAUUUCGUGAACUUCAACGUGAAUUGGAGCAAAACGCAAAGAAUUGUCGAAUAUUACAAUUUAAACUUCGAAAAUCUGAACGCAUGCGUGAAGAAGUUGACGCUAAAAAGCAACAUCUUGAAGCUAAAGUGAAAGAUCUCCUGGAAGCUUCAUCUGCAACCGGUAAUGGAUUACAGACAACCGGAAAGCAAUUAGAUGCAAUACGAAUAAAAGAAUUAGAAUCAGAGCUAAGAAUUGCUAAAGAAGUUUCUGUUAGAUUGCAUAAUGAACUUGAAAAUGCUGAAGAGAAGCGAUAUAAAUUAGAGGACGAAGUUUUUUAUAUGAAAGAUAAAAUUCGUGAAUUACAAACGCAAAAUAAAUGGAGAGAAGCACGAAAUCGAGCAGAACUACAAACAAAAAGAAGUACUACUGAUGUAUCGAAUAAUUCAAUUAAUUCUAAUAACAGUAAAGAAAUACAUGAUAUAUUAGAACGUGAAGCAGAUUUGAGAGAUCAGUUAAAGUUUGCUGAAGAAGAUUUGCGCCGAACACAACUUAGAUUACAAGAUGUUGAAAAUGAGAAUGAAGAAUUAUUAAGGAAGUUAUCAAGAUUGAAGACAGUUAAAAGACCACCAAUGAUACGAUCAUUCAGUGAAGGUCAUGCACAAAUGCAAUUGGAAUUGGCUGAACAUGAAAUGGAGCAUUUGUCAACCAAAGUAGAACGUUUGGAAAAGAAAAAUAUUCAUCUUUCAAAGAAGUAA